AAAGAAAAAAAAUUGUACCGUUAAAGAAAAUUUGAAAAUGGAUCCCUCUCAACUUUUUUCCCUCUUUGAAAUCAAAAACCUCACUAUCUCUCUCCAUUCUCACUGAAACAAUAAUGAAACUCAAUUUCAACUCUAACUAGGAACCCUAAAACCACCAUUAUCACCACCACUAGAAUCCCCAAUUUAAUUGUAAACUCUAAUUAAUUGAUUUCAAAUGCAAGAACUCUUCGGAUCAGUUCGUCGAUCUUUGGUUUUCCGAACCUCAACAUCUUCUUCUCCAACUGCAGAUAAGGACGUUGGUUUUGGUGGGUUUGUUGAUAAGAUUGGAUCCUCCAUUCGUAAAUCGCGAAUUGGACUAUUCGCGACGAAAUCUCCUGUAAGAGCGAUACCAUAUUCUCCUGUUAAAGAGAAUAUGCCUCCGAUUCCAACAGUUAAAGAUGAAGCUCCACCUAUUCGAUGGCGGAAGGGUGAGUUGAUUGGUUGCGGUGCGUUUGGGAGAGUUUAUAUGGGGAUGAAUCUUGAUUCUGGUGAACUCCUUGCUGUUAAGCAGGUUCUGAUUGCUUCUGGUGGUGGUGCUUCCAGAGAGAAAGCUCAGGCUCACAUAAGGGAGUUGGAAGAGGAAGUGAAGCUUCUUAAGAACCUAUCACAUCCAAAUAUUGUUAGAUACUUGGGGACUGCAAGAGAAGAGGAGGCUUUAAAUAUUUUAUUGGAAUUUGUUCCGGGUGGAUCAAUUUCCUCCCUUCUGGGCAAGUUUGGAUCAUUUCCCGAGUCUGUCAUAAGAAUGUAUUCUAAGCAACUGCUACUCGGGUUGGAAUACCUACAUAAAAAUGGAAUUAUGCAUAGGGAUAUUAAGGGUGCAAACAUACUUGUUGACAAUAAAGGAUGUAUUAAGCUUGCAGAUUUUGGUGCUUCCAAGAAAGUUGUUGAGCUGGCUACUAUGACUGGGGCAAAGUCAAUGAAGGGUACGCCAUACUGGAUGGCGCCUGAAGUCAUUCUUCAAACAGGGCAUAACUCUUCUGCUGAUAUAUGGAGUGUUGGCUGUACAAUAAUCGAAAUGGCCACGGGAAAGCCUCCUUGGUGUCAGUAUCAGGAGGUGCAAGCACUGUUCCAUAUUGGUACUACCAAGUCUCAUCCCCCUAUUCCUGAACACCUUUCAGCUGAAGCAAAGGAUUUUCUGUCCAAGUGCUUACAGAAGGAACCAUGCUUAAGGGCAUCUGCUUCUGAACUUCUGCAGCAUCCGUUUGUUACUGCAGAAUAUCGAGAAUCCCAGCAUGUUUCUCGCCGUUCAGUUAUGGAAAAUAGUGGAAAUCAAGCAGUAUCUACACCAGUAGAUCAAAAGGGCACGAGAAGCAAUGUAAUGAGGUCAAUAAGUGGUGGUCUAAAAGACAUAUGCAACAUGGGUAGCGUGAGGUGUUCAACGGUUUAUCCUGAGAAGUUUGGCAUUAGUCCUCUUUGGGGCACAAGUACAAGUGACGAUGACAUGUGUAUUAUAGAUGAUAAAGAUGACUUUUCUGUAGGUGCAUCUGCACAACCAAAAUUUUCAAUGCUUGAUGACUUCAGUAAGAGUUUCAAUCCAAUGUGUGAGCCAAAUGAAGAUUGGCCAUGCAAAUUGGAUGAUAGUCCUGAGGUUGGAAAAAGCAACCUAGACUUAUUUACAAGGGAAGAUAAUGAAACUAUUGGAGCAUCUUGUCAUGAAGAAACUGAGUUUGCAUUUCCAAGUGAAGGGUUGGGUGAUGAUGAUGAAGAAGUUACAGAGUCAAAAAUUAGAGCAUUUUUGGAUGAAAAGGCUUUUGAUCUCAAGAAAUUGCAAGAAGAGUUCUAUAGUACAUUAAAUGUGCCCUCCCCAAAAGCUUUUGGUGUCAUGGAUGGUGAUACCGCCACUAAUUUUUCUAUGAAAUAUAAAUCCCCUGCUCCGGUACCCAGCAGGCGACAAUCUACAACAACAGAUGUUUCCAAGAACGUGAGCCCAGUUCACAGACCUACCCAAGAUAUGGAUGAUGCUAAAGAACAACCUCUAAAAGAGCUUCCUGAGAUUAGAGAGCUACAAAAAGAAGGUUAUAUUUCAAGCUCUGAGAGGCAAAGAAAGUGGAAGGAAGAGCUUGACAAAGAACUUGAGAUGGAAAGAGAGCGACUUGCAGAAAGAUUGCGACAAGCAGGAGGAACUAAAACCUCAUCACCAAACAAGCGGAUUCCUUGUCAACAAAGGGAACGGUUACCUUUUGCAUCUUCGCCAAAAUGAGAAUUUUUUUUCGGUCUCUAGCCAUGAUGCUUUGAGUAAGUUGUGCUUGCGAGGAAAGCACCCAUGUAUCUAGCAGUAUUUUUGGUAAAGAAAGUUGCGUGUUAAAAUAAUACUUCAUUCCAUAUAGCGCCUUCCUAGCAGUCGUCUUCCCAAGGUUAACAGCUCUACAAGUUGAUCAACUGUACCAAGUUGAUCAAAUUAUAUUUUGGGUCUGUUAUGUAUUUCCUUAUAUCUACUGCUCUCAGCCGCGAUUUGUAUGUUUUUAUGGUGAUUACUAAAGGAUGUGAUACUGAGUCUUAUUUGUCGAUGGUGAACGUUUUUAUAGCAAUGUAUAAAGGAGUUGAUAAACGAUUAAUGUAUAAUGCUCCAGAAGUUGAGUGAAGAGCUUAAAGCCAACUUGUUUGUCUA
Molecule: messenger RNA, 2647 nt
Organism: Amaranthus tricolor (Joseph's coat)
Lineage: Eukaryota; Viridiplantae; Streptophyta; Magnoliopsida; Caryophyllales; Amaranthaceae
Product: mitogen-activated protein kinase kinase kinase NPK1-like
Exons: 17
Coding region: 215-2239 (674 amino acids)
Biological process (GO): protein phosphorylation
Molecular function (GO): protein kinase activity; ATP binding
Source: RefSeq, a predicted model, not a curated record